AUGCUUAAGCUGGGAUAUGUGUCCUCUUUUAUAGGCCUUGGGAGGUGUGCAAUUUGUUUAGAGUUUCGAUGUGGGACUCUGGGCGUCAAUCGUGGAGCUGCCACGUGCCAGAGUGGGCAAGGUUGCCCUAAUGUUGUGAUCGGUAGGUCCAGUACCGAAGGUGAGUGCCGAAGGCACACGAGUCCCCCAAGUCCCCUUGCAAGAGUCUUCGGAAGGGGAUUUGAAUUCGUCCUCGGGAGGAAACACGGCCUUACCGUUCGGCAACCCCCCUUGGGGGAGGGGCAAAACCCUGUUCCUUCCGGCAUGACCAGUUCAGAGGCUGGCGUUGAUGAAGUCAGAAGGUCGCGUCGAUCUGACGGGUGA
Molecule: messenger RNA, 363 nt
Organism: Prunus armeniaca (apricot)
Lineage: Eukaryota; Viridiplantae; Streptophyta; Magnoliopsida; Rosales; Rosaceae
Source: the annotation of a GenBank genome assembly